GCGGGAUGGCGCUGCUGGAGCUGGCUCUGCAGGGUCUCUCCAUCCUCGGCCUCGUCCUCUUCACCAUCCUCUGGCUCAUGCACUUCACCUCCAUCGUGUACGGACGCCUUCAUCUAAACAAGAAGACGACAGACAAACAGCCUUACAGUAAGCUACCUGGUGUUUCCCUGCUUAAACCGCUGAAAGGAGUGGAUCCAAACCUCAUAAACAAUUUGGAAACCUUCUUUGAACUUGAUUACCCUAAGUAUGAAAUCCUCCUUUGUGUUCAAGACCACGAUGAUCCUGCAAUCGAUGUCUGUAAAAAACUUCUGGGCAAAUAUCCAAAUGUGGAUGCCAAAUUGUUUGUUGGUGGGAAGAAGGUUGGAAUUAAUCCGAAGAUCAAUAAUUUGAUGCCGGGAUAUGAAAUUGCAAAAUACGAAUUUGUAUGGAUCUGUGACAGUGGGAUUCGAGUGAAUCCAGACACGCUGACUGACAUGGCCAACAUGAUGACUGAGAAAGUGGGCCUGGUGCAUGGAUUACCAUAUGUUGCUGACAGACAGGGAUUUGCUGCCACAUUAGAACAGGUGUAUUUUGGCACAUCACAUCCAAGAACAUACAUCUCGGCCAAUGUAACUGGAUUCAAAUGUGUAACUGGAAUGUCUUGUCUAAUGAGAAAGGAUGUACUGGACCAGGCUGGAGGGCUUAUUGCGUUCGCUCAGUAUAUUGCAGAAGAUUACUUCAUGUCCAAGGCUAUAGCAGACCGAGGAUGGAAAUUUGCCAUGGCAAGUCAAGUGGCGAUGCAGAAUUCGGGGAGCUAUUCCAUUUCUCUGUUCCAGUCACGAAUGAUCAGGUGGUCAAAAUUGCGGAUCAAUAUGCUGCCUGCUACCAUCGUAUGUGAACCGAUCUCUGAGUGUUUUGUCGCAAGUUUGAUAAUAGGAUGGGCUGUUCACCAUAUCUUCAAAUGGGACAUUAUGGUGUUUUUUAUGUGCCACUGCUUAGCUUGGUUUAUAUCGGAUUACAUUCAACUCCGAGGAAUUCAGGGUGGACCUCUGUGUUUUUCUAAACUUGAUUAUGCUGUUGCAUGGUUUAUCCGAGAAUCUAUGACAAUAUACAUAUUCUUAUCUGCCCUGUGUGAUCCCACUAUAAGGUGGCGGACAGGACGCUACAGGUUACGCUGUGGUGGCACAGCGGAGGAAAUCAUUGACGUAUGAACACCUUAGUCUUUCCUGUAAAAAUGAAGAAAAGUAUUAUGUAUGAUGUUUGUAUAAAGACUUUUAAAUAGUUCUACCUUCAAGCGUUUUUACUUGUGUGCCCUAGUAUUCUGAGUUAAUUUAUUUGCAUGGUAAUAGCAACUGAAUGAAAAAAAUGAGUAAUGCGUCUUGUCGGUAUGGCCAAAAAAAAACCUUCAUUUUCUUCCCCAUUUGGAAGGGGUGGGGAUAAUGAACUUAGUUUUUUAAAAAAAUAUAUUUUAACCUUGCAACUCAUUUUUUUUAAGAUCAGAUGCAAGAAAUAUGCUGCUUUCAACAAAAAGUUUGGCUAUUGUGUUUGGCAAUCCACCAGGAUAACUGGUCUUUCAAUAAUAAAAGCAGAAUUUGUGGUAGUGACUGAUUAUUCCUCAACACAUAUAAUCCUAAAAAAAUAAAUAGAGGGAAUGAAAUGAGGUUUUUUGCCCUAAUAUAGGAACAAAACCAAAGUGGAUUUUAGUUUGAUGGCUUUCUGAUUUGCAAUCUUUGGGAACAACUUUGACCAAUGUUAAUCACUGUAUGCACAACUGCUUUAAGUCAGAUUUUGCUUGGUUCCCUUUACACAGCAAAGUAGUAUUUUUAUAUAAAAACAUACGCGCAAUAUUAAAAUAUCCCUGGUUGUGUAAUAUUUCUCCACUUAUGCAUGGCAAAUUCAUGCAUUUAAAAAAAUGGAUGUAUUGUGUUCAGAAUAAGGACACAAAGUGCAUGAACUUGUAAAUGUACAAGUAUCCUUUAGCAGAUUUCAAUAAUGUUUAAUAGGUGGAGGAAAUGUAUGAUCCUGUAAUUAUUGACUAUAAAUCCUAUGCUUAAAAAAACUAUCAAACUGAAUCUACUGAUGGCUUUUUGCUAUAUUACUGUCCUAAAGGCUUAUUAAGAAUAAGAUUAGUUUGGUAUUUGUGUGGAAAUGUGAUAUUUUGGCAGGGAGCUGCUAAUGCACGCAGUUAAGUUUCAGCCUUCCCUCGGCUACGUACUGUAUUGUGCUGUUUGUCUUUCAAAGUGCUGAUUUACUGAGCUCGUGUUCGCAAUAUAUGACCAACUGCAGUGGUAAACUGGAUAUGUUAAAGGGUUGGAAAUGCAGUUUGGAUGCUCGGGUGAAUAGGGAUGGACUGAAAGAGAAUUUUGUGUUCUGAAAUUUAGAGACCUUUUAUUUGUGUGCCCAUCGAGCAGUGGCUUAGAGCCACAAAGCAGGUUUCAUCAAAUAGGAUUUUUCAAUUGGUUUCAUUACUGGAAAAACAUUGAUGAGCUUUUCUUUUUUAAAACAAACAUUUUUUUUCAUUGUCUAUUAAAUCACUGCAGGACAGUCAAAUCCAUAAUAUAAUAGCAAUAAUUGAAUUAAAAAAAAUGAAAUCUGCAUUUGUGGUGAACGAUGCUCUUUAAGAUGAGGCAGUCUGAUUCAACUUGUGGCCAGACUAACUAGCUUAUAUAUUGCCGUUGAUGCGCCUUAUUUAAAUGCAUUGUUUUUCCUCUCAAGUACUCUCAUGUCAGCUAUUCAGAGUACUUGCAUUGAAAUGUGAGAGUUCAAGACAACUACAGUGCUUUAUUUUCAUUUCAUUACUGUGAGCUACCUCUUUCUUUCCUACCUCCUCCCCCCCCCCC
This is a messenger RNA of Callorhinchus milii (elephant shark), 2819 nucleotides long. It is a transcript of the gene ugcg, whose product is annotated as UDP-glucose ceramide glucosyltransferase. The transcript is spliced from 9 exons. Bases 6 to 1190 code for a protein of 394 amino acids. Gene Ontology annotation, molecular function: ceramide glucosyltransferase activity. Gene Ontology annotation, biological process: glucosylceramide biosynthetic process. Lineage: Eukaryota; Metazoa; Chordata; Chondrichthyes; Chimaeriformes; Callorhinchidae. The record is from RefSeq and is a predicted model, not a curated record. Gene Ontology annotation, cellular component: membrane.